Molecule: messenger RNA, 1478 nt
Organism: Monomorium pharaonis (pharaoh ant)
Lineage: Eukaryota; Metazoa; Arthropoda; Insecta; Hymenoptera; Formicidae
Gene: Zip102B
Product: zinc transporter ZIP9
Exons: 5
Coding region: 384-1217 (277 amino acids)
Biological process (GO): zinc ion transport; transmembrane transport
Cellular component (GO): membrane
Molecular function (GO): metal ion transmembrane transporter activity
Source: RefSeq, a predicted model, not a curated record
GGAGAUCGGUCUCCUGGUUCUAGUCUUCAUAGUAUAUACAUACCAUACAUAUACACAAUCUUUUUUCCGAAGUAUGGUCGUCACUCCACUCAAUUUGGUAUCAAUUUUUCGGCCAAACUUUCACAGAUGUUUGCAAUCUAGCUAAUAAAUUUAAUAGACUGUAAUAAUGUUCAUAUGUAACAAUUAUUGAUGUUUUAUGUAUAUUUUUAUCUAUUAUAAAGUUAUACAUACAUUUAUGAUAUAUAUGUGAGAUAUAUCAGUUUAAGAAAAAGUUUAUUCACAAUUUUCAACAUGCAGUUAUCCAGUCUUGAUGCUUUACACAUAUAUUUUAUUAAUUGACAAUGUAAUAUGGAAAUAAUUCCUUUCAUUAUUAAAAGAAAAUAAUGGAAGAAGGAGCAAUGUUAUGGAUGCUUUCUCUUGUUAUGCUAGUUGGGUCUUGUUUGGCUGGAUCAUUACCGUUAGUCAUGAAUUUGUCAGAAGACAAAUUACAGUUAGUAUCUGUAUUAGGAGCAGGUCUUCUUGUUGGAACUGCAUUAGCAGUGAUUAUACCGGAAGGUAUAAGAGCUUUAUUUACUGGUGAACUUACUAAUGAAAAAGAGUUACAUGGUGAUUUACAUUCCUUAAUUGGAAUUAGUUUAGUACUUGGCUUUGUAUUUAUGCUUUUGAUUGAUCAAUGUUCAGCAAGAAAAAGUGAUGGAAGACAUAAGAGUGUUACAGCAACUUUAGGUCUUGUAGUGCAUGCAGCAAUUGAUGGAAUUGCCUUAGGAGCCGCUGCUACUACAUCCCAAGCUGAUGUCGAAGUGAUAGUUUUUUUAGCAAUAAUGUUGCACAAAGCACCAGCUGCAUUUGGACUUGUAUCAUUUCUUCUUCAUGAAGGUGUAGAUAAAAAAAGGAUAAGCAGGCAUUUAUUAAUUUUUUCUCUUGCGGCACCAUGUCUUGCACUUGUGACAUAUUUUGGUAUUGGAAAAGAAGGAAAAGAAACGCUGAGCAGUGUCAAUGCAACUGGUUUAGCUAUGUUGUUUAGUGCUGGAACAUUUCUUUAUGUAUCCACUGUCCAUGUUUUGCCAGAAUUGAUGACAAGAAAUAGUAAUUACUCACAUGUGCCAAGUGUCGAGGGUACGACACUCUCUGCAACUGGACUUAAAGUUAAAGAAAUAUUAUUCUUAGUAAUAGGCUCAUUUUUACCUGCUUUAAUAACAACUGGACAUCAUCAUUGACUAAAUGAAGUAUUAUAUGAAGAUAUUAGUAUGUAUGAAUGAAAUUUUUUAUUCUAAUUUGAGAAAUUCCAUCUUUAAGAUAAUUUUUAUAAUUUUAAAAUUUAAAAAGUUGUUAUAUUGUAUUAUAUUGUAUGUACAUGAAGAUCUAUAUAUUGGAGAAAAACGAGAAUCAGCAGAUGUGUAUUUCUUAACACAAUUAAAAAAUAUUUUUUUUACUAAAUUUAAUCAUAAAUUUGAUUAUUAAAUAUUGAUAAUUUUUAU